CACGCUUUUGUAUCAGUGGUAUAUGCUCACUGGCUCACCGGAUCCAUACUAUAAGGUUUUCCAUUUCUGAAGUUCGUUAUAGUUGAAGACACUAGCACAAUCUUGUUCACAGAGAGCUUAGAUAAAUGAUUUCUAUCAUGCAGCCAGUGACUGCAUCGCCCAGCGUCUCACGCCGGGCCAUGCCGCAGACCUGGACGCCCAUGCGCGCCCAUGCGUAUUCCGGACACAGGUCAUACCGCGGCCAUCUCAUUUGCCGCACUCCUGGAGGCACGACAGCCGAUACUAUUACUAUCAGCACCGACGCCCCUACUGCUCCGGCUCCUGAGGUUCCUGCCGCAGCGAAGGUAUCUCCCGAUGAGGCUCGCGCCCUCGUGGAUCAAGUCCUAGCAGCCAUCAAGGAUACGGACAGCGGCCAGUCCCUGACCGCCGCCCAGCGCGACCACGUGGACACCCUGCUGGAGCGGCUGGAGGCGGUGGGGCAGCAGCAGCAGCCGCGCCCGCUGGAGAACCCGCUGCUGUGGGGGCACUACAACGUGGACUACACCUCCCCCGGCAGGGCGCCGGAGCGUGGGGAGCCCGCUGGCGGGCGCUUCCGCAGCCGUCUGGGUCGCUUCCUGUUCCGCACCGCGGGUCUGUUCCAGAGCGUCAUCCAGCCCGACAUCGCAACCAACAAGGUGGAGUUCAAGUUGUUCGGGCUGCUCCCUGGCUACGUGGGCCUGCGCGGCCGGGUGGUGCCGCAGGGCGAGGGCGGUGACACGGUGGCGGUGCUGUUCGAGCGGCCCGUGCUCAGCCUGGCCAACUGCCUGCACCUGAGGAUCGGCCGUGUGAGCAGUGUGGGCCUGGUGACCACCUACCUGGACGAGCGGGUGCGGCUGGGUCGCGGCACACGCGGCUCGCUGUUCGUGUUCACGCGGGGAGGCGCGGCGGAGAACGCCGGAAUGGACACCGUCUGCCUGGAGCGCACCUCCGGCCUCGCAUCCCUGGUGCUGGGCGCCUUCUUCGCCGCGCUCUUCAUGGGCGGCGCGGCGCUGUGGGGCAGCGGGCAGCCGCUGCUGCGGGCCGUCGCGGGGUGCAUGUGGGCGCUGG
Molecule: messenger RNA, 1086 nt
Organism: Astrephomene gubernaculifera
Lineage: Eukaryota; Viridiplantae; Chlorophyta; Chlorophyceae; Chlamydomonadales; Astrephomenaceae
Source: the annotation of a GenBank genome assembly